AUGGACCACCCAUAUAUGGAGCAAAAUAAUUUAGAAAAUCAAUCACAACAUCAAAAUAAUCAAGACUCCAAUUUAUCAUAUUCAGUCACAGAUCGAGAUCAUUCGCAUAAUAAUAAUAAUAUUAAUGAAACUUUGCAACCUCAAAAUUCGGAACAUCAUAAUUUUCAACAUAAUUCCGGGAACCAACAACUCCAACAACAACCACAACACCAUCAACAUCAACAGACACCUCAAUUACAUUCUAGUUUACUGAACGUAUAUGGAGUAGAUAUAAGUGGUCGACCUCAAACAUCAAUUCCAUCAAAACAACAACAUUUAAAUUAUCAACCUCAAUCUCAAUAUACUUUACCUAUAUCACAAAAUCAACCUCCAGUUCUACAUCAUCCACAUUUACCUGUACAAAAUUUGAAUUAUAUUCCAAAUUCAUAUCAACAAUUACCAAUAACUCAAAGUCCUUAUGGAUUUCAACAUCAACCACCACCUCAAUCUCAAAAUCAAUCACAACCGUUCAAUUCCACAAAAACAAGGCAUUCAUAUGAUUCAAAAAGUGAAGAAACAACUAAUACCAGUACAACUAAUAAUCCCUUGAGUUAUGUGAAUAAUGAACGAAAUUUAGUGGCACCAAUUCCUCCAUUACAUGUACAACAACAAUUGGUUUCAAAACAGAAUGAUACUUAUAAUCCUCAAUCAACAACAACUCAUUCUACAGAUUCUUAUUCUUAUCAAACUCAACCACCACAAUUAUCAUAUCAACCUAUGGAAGCAAGGCACAAUAAUCACGAAUCAUCAACAACAGGAACCUCAGCUACUAUAAUAAAACACGAAGAUCAUCAACAUCAACCACUAGGCGAGGGCCAACAAAUGGUAAAAUCAACAUGUACUAGGUGUAAAAAAGAAUUUUUUCAACCUGUAAUAAUACCAAAAGCAAAUGAUAAUUCAGGUAGUUCAAAAUCAUUAACAGAACCAAAAAUUUUUAAAUUAUGUCAUCAUUGUAGAGAUUUACAAAGACAAAGAUCAAGAAGAUGGCAAAAGAAAACCAAAAAUAAACAAGGUGUAUGUAGAAGAUGUGGUUCAGAUAUUCCAUUUGAAGAAAGAAAAUUUGUCUUGUGUCCAUCAUGUAGACAAAAUUUAAGAACAAGAAAAGCAAAUAGAGCAGCUCAAGGAAAAUGCGUUCAUUGUUCUGGUCCUUUAGAUACUUCUAUUUUACAUAAAGAUGAAAAUGGGAAUAUUAUAACUGAAAAUAAUGGGUCACCCACUUUAAAUAAUAAUGAUUUAAAUAAUUUUAAUAAUAAUGAUGAUUCAACUUUAAGUCCAAUUCAUGAUAAAAAAAAUAGUAAAAAUUCAACAACAACUUAUAAAGUUUGUCAAAGAUGUAGAGAAAAUGAUAAAAUAAGAAGAACAAAUUUAGAGAAAAUGGGAAAUUGUAAUCGUUGUGCAAAAGCUUUAGAUCCAAGUGAUUAUGGUAAACAUAAAGUUUGUAUUGAUUGUAGAAGUCGGAAAAAAAAAUCUUUAAUUAAACUGGAACCAAAUACUCAAGCUGCUAAUGAAUUAAACUAUACUAAUAUUGAUCAGAGUGGUCAUUUACCAGAAUACAAUCCUAAUUUAAUUGGUCAUAACUAUCAACAACAACCUCCACAACAACAACAACAACCAUAUACAUCAUAUCCUUAUUCUUCAACUUCAACAAAUAUGAUUCCACAAACAAAUACUGUACAAUUAGGUUAUACACAACAACAUACUGUUCCUCAAUUGGCUCCUCAUCAACCAUAUACUAGUUCACAUUUUACUCAUCCUCAACAUCAUCAACAACAGCAAUCUCAACAACCUCAACCACAGCAACAACAGCAACAACCUCAAAACUAUUAUCAUCAUCUACCAACAGGUCAAGAAUUCUACCCACCAGGUAAAUAA
Molecule: messenger RNA, 1911 nt
Organism: Lodderomyces pseudojiufengensis
Lineage: Eukaryota; Fungi; Ascomycota; Pichiomycetes; Serinales; Debaryomycetaceae
Gene: WOR3
Product: Wor3p
Exons: 1
Coding region: 1-1911 (636 amino acids)
Source: RefSeq, a predicted model, not a curated record